Lathyrus sativus (Indian pea) is the source of this 498-nucleotide messenger RNA. Lineage: Eukaryota; Viridiplantae; Streptophyta; Magnoliopsida; Fabales; Fabaceae. The record is from the annotation of a GenBank genome assembly.
AUGGAUAAAAAUUCAAAUGGAGUUGUAAGUAGUAAAACUACAACGAAUAAUGAUCGUAACAGAGGAAAUAGAUCCACCAACAAAAGAUUCACCACGGUGGAUGAUGGCGAAGCCGAUAUAGAGUGUUCCGGCAAGCAUUGCAAAUCAUGCACAUCAGGAUUAGUAGCAGAUUGUGUUGCACUAUGUUGUUGUCCUUGUGUUGUGUUACAUUGUUUUUCUUUGCCUUUUAUUAUGGGAAAAAAAUGUUUGGGAUUAGGGAGCAAGAACAAGAAUAAGAAGAAGAGAUGUUGUUAUAAGAAGAAAUGUAAAAGGGAGCAUAAAGAUGUUGAUGGUGUUGUGUUAGAAGGAAAAAAAGAAGAGGGUUUGGAUGUAGAACAGUCAACAUCGUCAAUGGAUAAUGUUCAUGUUAAUGAUGGAUUUGAAGCUGAAAAAGUUUGGCAUGAUUUGCAUCAAAUCAGGCAUUUAGGGUUUGGUUGGGUUUCUUUCUCAAAGGAUUAA